Bactrocera neohumeralis is the source of this 9573-nucleotide messenger RNA. RefSeq lists its product as uncharacterized. Gene Ontology annotation, cellular component: mitotic spindle. Gene Ontology annotation, biological process: mitotic spindle organization; regulation of mitotic cell cycle. NCBI's taxonomy places the organism in Eukaryota, Metazoa, Arthropoda, Insecta, Diptera, Tephritidae. The transcript has 19 exons. Gene Ontology annotation, molecular function: protein binding. The record is from RefSeq and is a predicted model, not a curated record. Bases 1222 to 8880 code for a protein of 2552 amino acids.
UGUGAUGCAAAGUUUAUAAGAAAAUUAAAUAAAAAAUAAAAUCAAAUUUAAAAAAAGUUAUAAUUUUUAUUUGCAAUUUCAAUUUGAAUAGAGUAAAAGUGGUGGCCGCCGCGCUCCCCUCGGCGCAUGAUCGCCGCGAUAUUCAAUUACUGAUACGCCACGUUGGGGGGACUACCUGCAAACCGCUAUGUUUGAGCUACAAAUAUAAAUAAUUACAUAGAUCUGUAUAUACAUAUGUAUGUAUAUAUAUGUAUAUAUGUGUUUGUGUGUGUAAGGUACAACAAUAACCGCAGCAACAAGCGUCGCCACUCAGUCAUCACCGCGGAUCGUGUCCGGCGUUAAUUUCUGACUAAGAUUACCUCACAGCACAAUCGCAAUUGGAACGUGCGGCGCUGUGGUGCGGCACGCAGGGGUGCAUUUCACGGUUCGCGUAGUUAGAAUUUACCGAUUCCGACGACCGACGAUUGUCUAUGCUUACGGUGGUGUGCCUAAUUUGUUUGUUAUUGUGUUUUGCCUUUAAAUAUUUUUUUUUACGUGCCUACAGUGUUGUGAAAAAAUAGCAUUAUGUGGAAAUAUUAAAAAAUAAUACUAGUGAAUGAAAAAAUUAAAUCUAGUAAGUGACUCGGAUACAAACCAUAAAACUGCGUCUCUCUACAAAGUUUGCUCUACUCUACAGCGGAAAUGUAGCGCCCGCCUCCGCAAGCCCUGCAACGCGUACUUACUUACCUGACCGCCGCUGUACCAGCAGCCAGCCCACCUGACAGUCGCAAACGCUCUUGUACACACUCGCUUGCGUUCGCUGCACUCUCGCUCUUGUGUUCGUUCGUUCGCCAACGCCACCACCGUUAUUUUAGUGCAUCGGCGGCGCGCUGCUUAUCAAUGCGCGCUUCAAUGCCGUCAAUUAAAAAAAACGCCAUUCAAAUUUGUCGUCACCGCAAUGCCAAACGCUUAUAAGUGCUACAACAACAACAACAGCAAUAAUAAUAAUACAAAUUGUUUAUAGAAAGUCGGCGGAAAAGCUGAGAAGAGGCGCGCAAACACAAAUCCAUCGCUUCGCUCAACCGAGUGCGCCUCUUUUUUAUGUAAAUACCCUACUUAUGGUACAUACAUAUGCGUUUGUAUGUGUCCGUGUGUGUGCUUUUGUAAAUUAAUUUUAAGUGCAUAAAUUCUUUUUUUGCGUUGUUGUUUUUUUGUGUUUUUCUUUUUUUUUUGCUGUUGAAAAUGCAUACCCGCAUUCGUGCACCGUCUUUGCCGCAACUUUGCUCUGCGCACACACCACCCUCCACGCCCUGCACGCCGCCCAUCUAUGGCAGCGUUGGCAACUUCGCCAACUUUGGCAACUCGAGCAUGGCGCUGCAUUCGCCGUUCUCAGCGUCGUCAAUCUCGCUAUCGCCUAAAUUCCCAGCGAAUUAUGUCAGAAGCGAAAAGAUAAAGCUCAAAAAAGUGCUCGGCCUCACAGUUUGCAGCAAUGCCGCCUUGGAUGUUUCGCCCGUUAGCGGUCUCUUGGCCUAUCCAGCAGGCUGCACUGUCGUCCUGUUCAAUGCGAAACGCCAAACACAGGCCUACCUGGUCAACACAUCCCGCAAACCAUUCACAUCGGUCGCAUUCUCACGCUGCGGCCGUUAUGUCGCCACCGGCGAGUGUGGCAUCAAUCCCGCCAUCAAAGUUUGGGAGCUAGACUCGCCGAAUGGCAACCUCGAGCACACCACCGGCGGCAAUGUGGUGGCGGAAUUCUUCGAUCACAAAUAUGCCGUCACAUGUGUGGCCUUCUCACCCACCGGCAAGUACCUGGUAUCGAUCGGUUCACAACACGAUAUGAUUGUGAAUGUAUUCGACUGGCGGUCGAAUCAAAAGAUGGCCUCGAAUAAAAUCAGCUCCAAAGUGUCGGCGCUAAGCUUUGCCGAGGAUGGCAGCUACUUUGUCACAGUGGGCAAUCGUCAUGUCAAAUACUGGUAUAUGGAGGGUGGACGCAGGUACAAGGAUCCCAUACCGUUGAUGGGUCGCAGUGCCAUAUUGGGUGAUUUGCGUGACAAUGACUUUUGUGCGGUCGCCUGCGGCAAGGAUGAGACUAAGGAUCGCACAUAUGCCAUUACCCGACAGGGUCAUUUGGUUGAGUUCAGUUCACGCCGUUUGUUGGACAAAUGGGUGCAGUGUCGUACGACGAGCGCCAAUUGUCUAACGGUGAAUGCGCGCUUCAUACUCGUCGGUUGUGCCGAAGCCAUUAUACGCAUUUUUAAUGCCGCCACAUUGGAAUAUGUGACGACAUUGCCGCGUACACAUUAUCUGGGUGUGGAUGUGGCGCAGGGUAUACAUAUCAAUCACAUUAUGACUGUACCACCGCAUGCCAAAUAUCCGGAUUGUGUGGCGAUGGUUUAUGAUGAGCAGCGAUCGAAGGUCAGUUGUGUGUACAAUGACCAUUCGCUCUAUAUUUGGGAUAUGCGGGAUAUAAAACGUGUGGGCAAAUCGCACUCUUUUCUCUAUCAUUCCACCUGCAUUUGGGGCGUGGAAACUGUGCCAUACAAUAUGGAGCGCGAAUUGUCGGACACACUGCCCGAAGAGUCGUUUGUCACGUGCUCCUCGGACGAUACGAUUCGCGUGUGGGGUCUUGAUGGCUGCACAAACACGGAAAAUUAUCGUAAAAAUAUCUACUCCAAGGAACUGUUAAAAAUUAUGUACAUCGACGAUGAAAUGAAUUUUAUCAAGGAUCAAGAUCUUUCGGGCGAUAAAAACUCCAAUACCGCCUAUGACGGUCGCAAUGGUGUACGCUGCAUACGAAUUAGUCCGGAGUUGCAGCAUUUGGCCAGCGGCGAUCGUUGUGGCAACAUAAGAAUCUAUAAUUUGGCGAACACAAAGCUCAUCAUGACAAUUGAGGCACACGAAUCGGAAGUGCUGUGUCUUGAGUAUUCGAAUGAGAAGAUCGAACGGAAGUUGUUGGCGAGCGCGAGUCGCGAUCGUCUAAUACACGUAUUCGAUGUGUCACAAGAUUAUUUGCUGCUGCAGACAUUGGACGAUCACUCGUCCUCCAUAACAUCGAUCAGAUUUGUGGGAUCCGGUCUCAAUUUCCAGAUGAUUUCUUGUGGUGCCGACAAGUCGAUAAUGUUCAGAACAUUCCAGGGCAACAUUUUCCUGCGCGGCACAAAUACCUCCGGCAAAACAACGUUGUAUGACAUGGAAGUGGACUCAAAUGCCAAACACAUACUCACCGCCUGCCAAGAUCGCAAUAUACGCGUCUAUGGCACACAAAACGCCAAACACACAAAAACCUUCAAGGGUUCACACUCGGACGAGGGUAGUUUGAUUAAGCUCAGCCUCGAUCCCAGCGGCAUUUAUGUGGCCACCUCGUGCACAGAUAAAACGCUUGCAGUCUACGAUUACUAUUCCAAUGAGUGUAUGGCACGCAUGUAUGGCCACAGUGAGUUGGUUACUGGACUCAAAUUUACCAACGACUGCCGCCAUCUCAUCUCGGCCAGCGGUGAUGGCUGCAUUUUUGUGUGGCAAGUGCCACACGAUAUGAUUGUCACAAUGCAAGCGCGUCUCUCACAACAGCGACUACGUUCUGGUCAUGCGCCGCUACCACCACGUCCCGGUUCAAUUAUCGCCACGCCAGAGGGCAUCAUAGUCGAGUCGCCAACACAUGAAAUGGAAGAAACAGCAACACCACACAAAUUCAUCGCAUCGCCGUCAAUGUUCACCGAGGAGCCGGCACUGACGCCGGGCUAUAAAUUUUCGGACGUUGGUCAAUUACCGCAAUGGGCGAAACGAAAGGCUGCGGCAAAUGCUGAUGAGAGCGUUGGCGUCUCCAUACCUGGCUCAACCGUCUCCGCCAUGCAGUCUGCCUCGUCAACAUCCAAUUUGAGUUCAUCACCUAGCCAAUUAGGUGUUGGUGGUGUGCCGCGUGCGCGUGGCCGUUGGGCGCAACGUGGACCAUUCGAUCCGGACGAUUUGCGUUCGAAUUCGGAAAGUCCUUUGGGCACUAUAACUUCGAGCGUUGGUGGUAUGGGCGGCGUGGGUGGUGGUGUUGGUGUCGUUGUGAGUGGCGGUGGUAUGGGCAAUACACAAACAUCCGACUACAAUAGCGCAUCGUCCAAGGACAUUAUGUAUAACCAGACUUACCUCAGUGAAGAUUCGUCAAUUGACUCCGGCAUGGAAACGCGUCGUGAACUGAAAUUCAUUGGCAGCAAUAAUAGCGGUACAGUGCCUGCGGUGACCGGCAGCAAUGGUGGCACAGCGGCCAAUCGCUUGGCGCCUGAGAAACGCAAGCCCGGUUUACGUUUCGAUCCACAAUCCAAUGAGCAUGAUGGCGAUGUCGAGGAUAUUUCGGAUGGCGAACGCACCAGUUCAGAUCACGGCAUGUUCUACAACAACAUAUCGCCCAGCACGCCAACUGACUUCAAAGUGACCGCCAUGAAUGAGGAUGAACUGCGCAAAUCGAUGCGUAGACAGAAAUUCGAUAAAGCCGGUCUGACACUGCCCGGCAAUGGCAGCACACACACCGCCAGCACUGGUACCGGCACCGGCACCUCAGACACCGAAGACGAAGGCUCAACACCGAGCGCUGAGAAUGCCGAGCGUUCGCUGGCGUCCACCUUGGGCGGCAGCUCGGAGAGUAUACCACAAGCGGCAAGCAGUUUCCUGCAGGCCGCCUUGCCCGAGGGUCCUGGCAGCAUGCUAGAGCGCGGCAGCACAAAUCGACGCAGUAUUAGUGCCAAACAUAAUACAGAGAACGGUAAGCCUGUUUCCAGCGCGUCCACUAUCACCAAGUCGUUCACCAGCACGAAGAAGGACGAGCUGCUGAAGGUGAUCAGCGAAGUCAAACAGCAAUUGGAAAAUGGCGCACGUAAAAAUGGAGUUAAGAGGUUGAAUGCAAUACCGGAGGUCGGCUAUCGCUCGCUGCGUGGCAGUCAUAGCAUUUCGGAUCUAAGUCUAGCGGGCAAUAUGGAUAAUGCUUCGAGAUCGGCGGCUGCCGCUAAUCGUUAUGCAAAGACAGAAUCAGUAGCUCCUCUUAAUGAACCCCCACAGUACGCUAGCUAUUAUAACUCCCCAUUACAACAACAAACAUUACCGACACCACAACAACAGCAACAGAUGUCGCCACAAACGCAACAAAUGUCUGCACCACGACAAUUCCAAACUUCACCACAGUAUCCAACUUAUCCACGUUCACCGCUCCAACAAUCGUUUAGUCAAGAACAACAACAGACACCACAACAUUUCUUCAAUUGCGCUGCAUCGCGUUCGGUGCUGCAACAAAGCUGUCAAGCUAUGCGUCAAGUGCAACAACACUAUCCACCAUAUCCACAUCACGUUGGUGUACACCAAAUACAUCCACCGCCUGGCGUACCCUUCAUGGCGCCCAAUGCGCGCAACACCACACCACGCACGCAAGCGCAACUCAGUGGCAAACAGUCGGGCGCUUUCAAUAGCUCGACGCUGCCCGCACAAGGUCAGCAUACGCGCGUCAAACGCAAUCCGGCGGGCAAUGCGCGUCGCACGCCCAGCAUACUGAAGCAUUACAAAUCGUGUCCGGUAUCGCCGGUGCACGAGGAGGUCGAAUGGUCGGCGGAUAACAAGAGCAGCAUCAUAAUAACCGAACCGAAGCGCCACUCGGUAUACGCGGAGGAUGCGCGCACCAUACUCGACAUGAUACAGGCCGAUACCGAGAAGAUGAUCGAGGAGAUACAGAAAAAGUAUGGUGAUCUGGAUGAUAUCGGUGUCGAUUUAUAUGACGCCAAAUUGGGCGGACGCUAUUCGCAACUUGUGACUUCACAAUCGGUGCCAUCCUGUCUUUCACCACCUGUGUAUGCGACAGGCAGGCAGCCGCCUUUAGUAGCACCCACAGCUGGGCCGCACCUCACACAUACGCUACCCUAUCAAAUGCACUCACCCGGCGCGCUGACACCGCCAAAGCGUGCAGUGUCCGAGUACUACAUCUAUCAGGAAUUCUAUCAGUGUCAUCGUAAUGUUUCGCUCUCGGAUAUAUUGGCGCCUGAACAGCAGGCAGAGACGCGACGCAUCGAGGAAGCGCGUUUUCUCGAAACACAGCGGCACUCAAGCGCCAGUUUCUUUCUCACCUCGCAAUUUGGCGAGCGCAAGAGUCAGGAGUCGCUGCUUUCCGAUGAGUUUCUGGAUGAAGGCAGCUACUGCAACAGCAUGGAGAGCAUACUCUCGGAUGAAAGCGAUUGCAAGAGCGCGCCUAUGGAAACGCAAGUGCAACGUCAUGCUGGCAUACGCAACUUCAUUUUGCAUGGCCCGGUGAGCGCCGCGGCUGCCAACACCACACAACUGGUGACCAAGUCGUACGGUUCCAGUCCAAAUGCUUAUGGCAGCUUUGAUUACUACAUGCAACAGCGUAAUAUGCAGCAUUCGCCGUUGCCUUAUGAGAGCUUUGACGUGUCCAGCUAUAAUUUGGAGAAUUUCAAAGCCGAAAGUGUGCGCACCAAAACGCCAAUAUUGCAAAAGAAACUGCCCAACUCGAAAACAUAUCCACGAAUAGCUGACACGCCGAGCCGCACAGCUGUCGGCGUCAAAGCGGAAGAUAUACCGACGCUCAGCUCUAAGAAUAAGCAAUACAAUUCGGGUGUCAACAAGAGUCUGAGUCAGGACUUUGCGCAACAGCGUCUACAACGCACCACCAAUCCGCUACAAAUGGAGCGCAACACUUACGAUGACAAGCUCUUCACAAAGAAGACGGUGAAACCGAAACCACCUGUGCCAGCAAAGCCGCAAAAUCUCGUCUCAACACUCACGUCCACUGUAGAGACGGCGCAUGCUAGCAGCGCGCCCAGAGACACCGCGCCCAAGUACUGCGCCUUCGAUGUGGACACCACCGAUGUGCGCUGUCAGUCGCGCACCGCCAGCGUCGUGCGUAAAUUCGAGCGCAACCUACAAAAAUUCGAGCGCGAAAAGCAAGCCGAGUUGCAAACCAAAAAAGCGAGCGGCAUGCGUCCAUCUGUGAGCAGUGGCGCGCUUACCACACACAGUUGUUUGAAGAAAGUAUCGAAAUUCGAUACGAAUGUCAAGAAUGCGCCAGCAUCGCGACGCGCAACAAGCAUGCGAACGCGCGGUCGCCCCAAAGUAGCGGUGCGCUUCAAUACAGUCUCACAAAUCAAGUACACGCCCAGCGAGAAGCGCUCGUCCUCAUGCAGCAGCGGCAGCACCGCGUCCGCCUAUUCUGCCUGCGCGACAAUGGAGCGUGAAACCGCCACGUGUCCGCUAAACGAUAUCAAUCGCAAUGUCGAGUCACCACCGCCCAUUGUAGGCAGUCUGCCAAGCGAUUAUGGUGGUGAGCGCUCCUUCGAAAUGUACAUAGCCGAAAAUGGCAAUGAACAUGAAAAUAUGAAUAUGGACAGUCUAAAAUUAUACACCAAACCCGAACUGCAAGCAGUCGUCGACGAGAUACAGCAGGAGCGCGAACGCGAUGCCAAGCAUAAAAAGAAUAUGGCCAAUGUGGAGAAGACAACUGCAGCCGAUACGACUACCAGUAAUCAGUGUAAAAAUAUUGCCAAAAAAAUCGAUAUCAUACAAAAAUUAAUCGAAAUGGAAGAGCGCAAGCUGGAGCAAAUACGCAUUGCCACCGAGUCGCGCAUGCGUCCCUUCGAAUGCAACUCCAAGCAGAAGGGUUAUGUGAAGAGUUUAACGAUGAACUUCGAUAUGCUCGCCAAAGGUAUCGAGAAGGACAUCGAGAAUGAGCAACGGCGCAUACGUGCCGACAGUAAUGAUGCGGAUUUGUGCGCCUAUGCGCGUCACAUCAAGCGCAAUAUUAGUUUGCCCGAUGUGCUGGAGCGCACCGAUCUCUUUGGCAAGUCGCCGCCGGCUGCGCAGUCCUCCUCGACAGAUGAGGAUGAAGUUGAGCUGGCGAAGGAGGUGAAGGCCGACUCGGAUGUGGAGGCGGCCGACGAUGUGGUGGAACAUGAGAGCGAGAAGAUGCGCAUUGAUUUCGAUGAAAAGGAUCGAGGUUUGCUGCGUGCGUUCACAUAUAAUAUUAAAGACUGUCCACAAAACGAUAUAACCGCUAUAAAGUAUUCGGUUGUGUCCGAUCAAAGUACUCCGGGCAAGUCAAACGGCAGUCAAUUGAAAAAUCCCGGUGUGGUUUAUCGCAACAGUACAACAACCAGAUCGGCGAAUAAGCGCAAUAGUUUGCAGCUGAAGAGCUCUGCUGUCGGUUUGGGUGCAUCGAGUUCAUCCAUUGGUGUGCUAAAUCAAGCGAGCGAUUCUGAAAACGAAGACAGCAAUCGUGGCCGAAGCACUGGCAACAACCAAAAUCGCAGCAAUGGUCCCACAGCCGCCAAUCGUCAGUAUGCCAACAAGAAUUCGAAUGCCAACAACAAUCGACGAAAAGGCUUGCAGCCUAAUUUCAGUAAUGCCGCGCCUCUGCAAGAUGACUCCAGCUCCGAGGAGACACCCGCCGGCACGUCCAACUCCAAACCAAUAGUGCCACCACGCCCGCGCAAUUUAACAUUUGAUCACAAGAGCAAGGUGCUCAACAGUCCGAAUGUGAUGAAGCAGCGUGGCGCAUUUGAGGCGCCCGAAUUUGGCGCACUGGAUGCAAGUGAUCCGAAAUCACAAGUGCACAAUGUGAUCAACAAUUUGUAUACAACAACACAAACAGUCAUGCAACUGCAUGCGAAUCUGAAGAAUUGUGAGGACUCACUGAUGCUAAAGGAACUGGAGAACGCUGUGAUUAUGACACAAAACAUGCUGACAAACAUUACACAAAACAAAAACGACAAAAACAAUUCACAACAUAGUCACGCCUACACAACCACUGAACAGGCGAAUCUAGACAACGGCGAUUACCUAAUGAUGGUGAACAAUUGCGCCGAUCUUUUAAGCAAUUUCCGUAUGAAGCACAAACUCGAUGACUGUGAGAAUAACUCCUAGUGUAGUAAUAGUGGCACUAGCAGCACUGGCGGAGCAUCCAGCACAUAAGCAUAAGAAAGCAGCAAAAAUGAAGAAAAUAUAUAGCAGCAGAAUUAAAAUUGAUUUAAAAAAAAAUGAAAAAAACAAUGGCAGCCAAACUAAUAAGUGAAAUUAAACGCAAGAAGAAAUGAAAUGAAAGUGAGAAGCGCGAAAUGAAAGCGAGCAAACGAAAGCGAUAAGCAAGUGUCUGAAUGUGUCAACUCCAUUUUGGAGCUCUACUAAUAAGCAUACUAAUAAUAAUAAUAAUACUAAAAUUAAUGAGUUAUGUAAGCUAAAUAAAUUUCUUAGUAUUAUGUCCUUAGAAUUUGUAAGCGAAAAAGUGCAACAUUGCAGUGCGUUGUAUGUGUAGUUGUAGACUUUAAUUAAUUUCACUUCAACUAAAGCGCUGUAAUUGUAACGAGACACCAACAACUAAUAUUUAAUAAACAACAAACUAAAACAACUAAAAAUAUGAAAACAAUACAAAAUAGGCCUAAAAUAUAAGUGAAAAGCAUAAUUUAAGGCGCACAUGCGCGCUGUGCAAAAACUAAAAGCGAGUAAAAUAAAAAAGUGAUUUGCUUAUUACACACACAUACAUACUUAUUUACUGGCUUGCAAACAGAAAAGCAAAAGUUGUGUAUAAACUAAGUUAAUUUUUUUUUUAACAUUUUUUUG